GCUUAUAAGUACCAUUCCCCUCUCCACCAUUCCCAUAAUUUCUUCUCUCUCAGUUCACACACACACUCUCUCUCUCUCUCUCACAGCAGACGAAGAGAAAAAGCAUCUCCAGUCCAACUAUGGGGAUCGACAUUAAGGACCACGACUUGCCCUGCGACACCCACAACACCUACGACGUUUACUUCUUCGAGGACACCAUCUUCACCACCGUCACCCACGACCCCGACAUUGUCUCCGAAUGGAUCUCCGAGAUCACGUCCGUCCACCGCCGCAGACUUCGCAGCCUCAUCGUCGGCCUCGACGUCGAGUGGCGUCCCUCCUUCACCAGACACCACCAGAACCCCGUUGCCACCCUCCAGCUCUGCGUCGGCCGCCGCUGCCUCAUCUACCAGCUCAUCUACUCCCGCUACAUCCCGGAAUCCCUCGUCGAUUUCCUCUCCGAGGAAGAUUUCACCUUCGUUGGGGUGGGCAUCAAGUCCGACUUGGAGAAACUCGACAAGGACUACGGGAUAGGAGGCGAUGCGCACGCCGUGGAGCUGGGAAAGAGAGCGGCAGAUGAAUAUGACAGGAAGGAGUUGAAGAACACUGGGCUGAAGGGUUUGUCGAGUUUUGUGCUGAGGCGAGAGUUGGAGAAACCGAAGCGGGUGACGAUGGGUAGGUGGGACAACCGGUGGCUGACUGAGGAUCAAGUGCUGUAUGCUUGUGUUGAUGCUUUCGUGUCUUUUGAGAUUGGCAGGAUUCUGAACGCUUCUGAUUAUUGAUGAAAAUGGGGAGGGUAGUGUGAGUGUCAGCUGCGUAGGAGUGAUGGUAAUGGUGUUUUGUGAUGAUGUAAAGAAGAUGUUGGGUCUGUUUUUGGCUAGUUUGUCAGCUAAAGUGUUUUUGUAGUAAAUGUUGACAGUAUGGAUGAUUUUGGGGAAUGGAAUCAGGUUUGAUGAUGUUCAAUUUUA
Sesamum indicum (sesame) is the source of this 947-nucleotide messenger RNA. Its product is annotated as 3'-5' exonuclease. Gene Ontology annotation, biological process: nucleobase-containing compound metabolic process. Gene Ontology annotation, molecular function: nucleic acid binding; 3'-5' exonuclease activity. Gene Ontology annotation, cellular component: nucleus; cytoplasm. The record is from RefSeq and is a predicted model, not a curated record. NCBI's taxonomy places the organism in Eukaryota, Viridiplantae, Streptophyta, Magnoliopsida, Lamiales, Pedaliaceae.